Messenger RNA from Brassica oleracea var. oleracea, 2419 nucleotides. RefSeq names its product protein tesmin/TSO1-like CXC 5. The transcript has 8 exons. Gene Ontology annotation, cellular component: nucleus. The record is from RefSeq and is a predicted model, not a curated record. Bases 378 to 2114 code for a protein of 578 amino acids. NCBI's taxonomy places the organism in Eukaryota, Viridiplantae, Streptophyta, Magnoliopsida, Brassicales, Brassicaceae. Gene Ontology annotation, biological process: regulation of DNA-templated transcription.
GUUAGAAAGAGGGAGGAGAGAUGCUGUGUGGAAGAAGAAGAAGAAGAAGGAAGUACACAAAACCGAAAGUAUCCUUCCUUGAGGGCUUUUCCUUCUUCUGCUUCGUCGUCAUCGUCUUCGUGAACUAAAAACCCUAAUUCUCCCCCAUCUCUCUCUCUGUCGAAGCUUAUCACUUUCACCCUCUCUAUACGCGGAUCAAAUUCAAAGUCCCGAGCUUUUAACAGCCGCCGCCGAAUCGGUUCUGAUUCCUUUUUCGCGCUCCGUCGUGGGGGGAUACCGAUCUGGGUUUUCUCCGCGUGUUACUUUGAGCUGAUCUGUGUCAAUUUUUUAGAAAAGGAAACUUUCUGGGUUCCUUUGGAGAUUCGAAAAUUUUGGAGAUGGGUGAAGAAGGCGGCGGAGGAGGAGGAGGAGGAGGAGGAUUCCCGCCAAAAAAGGAAGGUGUAACUGAUGAGUCUGGUUUCCCGGCGAAGACGCCAGCGAGGCAACUCGACUUCACUGGUGGCUCCGCUGAACAUUCACUGUCUCCUACUGUCGUUGCUACGGCGGUUAAGACAAUCGUCACUUCCUCCGUUUCUUCUUCACCGAUUACGACGAUGGCGUCGCGGCUUCAUCCGGUGGUACGACCGACGGUGACUAACCCGCCGUCACAGUCACCAAUCCUUAACGCGCCAAUUAGGCAUCCAAAGCCGGAAUCUCCGAUAUCUAGACCGAGGCCUAUUGUGGAAGGUAGAGAUGGAACCCCUCAAAAGAAGAAGCAGUGUAACUGUAAACACUCCCGCUGCUUGAAACUGUACUGUGAAUGCUUUGCGUCCGGAACAUAUUGUGAUGGUUGUAACUGUGUCAAUUGUUUCAACAACGUUGAUAACGAACCUGCAAGACGAGAUGCUGUUGAAGCAACUCUGGAGCGGAAUCCAAAUGCUUUCAGGCCGAAAAUUGCUAGCAGUCCACAUGGUGUUAGGGAUAAAAGGGAGGAGAUUGGUGAAGUUGUGUUGUUAGGGAAACAUAACAAAGGAUGCCACUGCAAGAAAUCAGGAUGCCUUAAGAAGUAUUGCGAGUGCUUUCAAGCCAACAUUCUUUGCUCCGAGAACUGCCGAUGCUUGGAUUGCAAAAACUUUGACGGAAGUGAAGAGAGACAAGCUCUGUUUCACGGUGAACAUGCCAACAACAUGGCUUAUCUCCAACAAGCGGCAAACGCAGCCAUUACUGGAGCUGUUGGCUCCUCUGGCUUUGCUCCUUCCCCAGCACCUAAGAGAAGGAAAGGUCAAGAUAUCUCUUUCAACCAAGCAACCAAAGAUUCAUCUUCUCAUCGACUUGGCCAGUUUCAACAGGCAAAUAAUGGAAGAAGUAGUGGCCCAACCUCAGGUACAUCUCCAGCAACUGUUUCUAGGCCUGGUGGCACUUCAUCGGCAGCUCCAUCAAAGUUUGUAUAUAGGUCUCUCUUAGCAGAUAUAAUCCAACCUCAGGAUGUGAAAGCGCUUUGCUCUGUGUUGGUGGCUGUAGCUGGAGAAGCAGCAAAGACAUUAACAGAUAAAAGAAAUGAAACAGAAACUUGUUUAGCUUCUUCUGCUCAAGAUAACUCCCAAGGGAAUAAAGAUGUUGAGAUGGUUGCAGCUGAUGGAAACCAAGCUGAUAAGUCUGAACCAGAGGGUUCCAAUUCAGAUGCCUCUAAAGGAAAGCCACUAUCUCCAGCAACUCUGGCUUUGAUGUGUGAUGAGCAAGACACUAUCUUCAUGGUAGGAGCAGCUGAACCUAAUGGUUCAGUGGACCCUGGUGGCUGCGGAACAAACUCACAGGAGAAGUCAGAGAUUUACGCAGAGAAGGAGAGGGUGGUGUUAACCAAGUUCAGAGAUUGCCUUAGUCGACUUAUCUCUUACGCAGAAAUAAAAGAAUCAAAGUGUUCAUAUUUAGCAAGAAGACAUAUACAGCCACCCCCAACCGCAAGCGCAACGGUGAAAACCGAGAAUGGGAUUCAGCAAAUACCACAGCCACCAACCACUGCUCAACCUACACUCACCAAACCACAGCCGUUGCAGCCAACGACCACAACAAAUACAUCAACCACUCAGCAUCCUCAUAAACCUCCAGCUUUGCCGGAGAAGAAAGACUCUGCUUAGGACAAAAAUAACUUACCAGAGAGAACAUAAACAACAAGCUUCCUCACCACCUGCCUCACUUUACGAGGUAAUGUUACCAUAGUUUUUCUUGUCUCCUCUUUAAAAGCCUCUUCCAGAUUUUGGAGAGAGCUUUGUUUCUUUACUACACGAGUUAUUUAUUAUUAUUACUUGUUAGUUUUCUGUUAACUUUUUUUUCUAUUGAUUGUUUUAGUUGCUGAGGCAUCCUUUGUUUCUCAUGUCUGGUUAUGAUGUUCUCUUUUCAACUUAUGUAACAUUAGAGAGUAACAUAUAAUAAAAUCCCCAAU